AAACCCAUGGAUCUAUCUCUACCAACUCCUAGCGACUUUCCAGCAUUUCCGUUUGCCACUCCAUAUCCUAUCCAAGUGCAACUUAUGCAGCACCUCUAUUCGUCAAUCGAAAACAAAAAGGUUACCAUCGUCGAAAGCCCCACCGGGACGGGAAAAACGCUUAGUUUACUGUGUGCAAGUCUUACUUGGCUAACGGACGAGCGUAAUCGCGCCAAGAAAGGCAUAUUGGAUGCUCUUGGGACUGAGACGGAAGCGGGGCGGGAUUGGGUUCUUGCUCAGACACGUACCCGUCGCGCUCGUGAGCUGGAAGAUGAGGAGCGCGACUAUGAAACACGCCUUCAGGAGGCGAGAAAGCGAGAGCAGGCCAUGAAGAAACGAGCCCAUGGAAGAGUUACAAAACGACCCAAAGUUGCUGAAGACCAGCAAAGUGACGACCCUGAUGAUGCUUUCCUUCCUGAUACUGCGCCUGAAGAUAAUAUCUCGCCUGAGGUUCGCGUAAUGGAGAAGGGGAUAACCAAAAACUCUUUCUUUGACCAGGAAGAAGAGCCCACGUGUACUAAAAUCUACUACGCCUCACGAACGCACUCCCAACUGUCGCAGAUCCUACCGGAAUUGAGAAGGCUAAAGCUCUCUCCUAUGAACGAGUCGUCUGAUCGUACCAGCGAUUGCGCACCUGGAACUAGCCGAAAACGUUCUGCGCCAGAAGAUAACGAAGAAACACCAGUCGCGUACACUCGGACAGUCGCACUUGCAUCUCGAAAACAACUCUGCAUCAACGACAAAGUUCGAACGAAAAACAAGGAUAUUGAUGAAGGCUGUCGUGAACUUCUAGAAGAAAAGGGAGAUAAACGAUGUCAGUACCUGCCUCCCCUCGGAGAAGAGGAGCGAAUGUUAGACUUCCGAGACCAAAUUUUGUCAGCCCCAAAGGAUAUCGAAGACCUUGCGUCGGUUGGUCGGCUAGCGAAUACAUGCCCUUAUUUUGGCUCUAGAAGGGCGAUACCCCAAGCUGAAGUCCGUUUUCUCAACCUUCCGACUGAUCCACUGAAUUCGAUGCAGCUGGUUACCCUCCCUUACAAUCUUCUCAUUCAAAAAACUGCAAGAGAAGCUCUCGGUAUUGAUCUAACAAAUCAAGUUGUUAUCGUGGACGAGGCCCACAAUCUUAUUCCGACCUUACUAUCGCUGUCGACCUGCCGUCUCUCAUCAUCCCUGCUCGCUCUUUCCCUCUCACAAGUCUCGGUUUACGUCAACAAGUUUCGAGCAAGACUGUCGGGGCAUAACCUUGUUCGUCUCAAGUGGUUGAUCCUGUAUCUGGAGGCACUGAAAAAGUUCGCGGAAGACUGGCAACUCAAAAAAGCCAAGGAGCAAGUCAUCACUGUAGCAGAGCUUCAAGAAAAGCUGGGUCGACAGGCAGCAAGCAUCAAUUUACUCGAAGUCGAGCGCUACCUAAGGGAUAGCAAGAUCGCAAGAAAGAUAGCUGGAUAUGCUAUUAAGGAAGCGGAGAAUGAAACGGACCCAAAGCUACGUCCGCGUCGCGGAGCUGUCCCACCCCUACAUACGGUGGAAGCAUUCUUGCUCUCAUUAACGGCGGCCAACGAAGAUGGACGGCUAACACUCUCCCUGUCGCGCACCACUUCUGGUAAAGAAGAGGUCGAGAUGAAAUACCAGCUGUUAAAUCCUGCUCCUCCGUUUCUGGAAGUCAUCGAAUCUGCUCGUUCCGUCAUUUUGGCUGGCGGAACGAUGUCUCCGAUCCCCGAUGUGAUCAACCAACUCUUUUCUUACCUUCCUUCCGAUCGGAUAACUAGUUUCUCUUGCGGACAUAUCAUCCCUGAAAACAAUCUGCAAGCAGUUGUGGUGGGUAAAAGCCCCCGAGGAGGAGAGCUUGAGUUCAAAGCAGACAAGCAGAAAGAUGAAGGAGUCAUUGCAGAGCUUGGCCAAAUCUUGCUCAACUUCGCAGCCCUCAUUCCCAAGGGCAUGGUUGUAUUCUUCCCAUCUUACAGCUUUCUCAACACGGCAAAAGCAGUAUGGCAAAAGAGUGGCGCCAUUGCUCGAUUCGAAGCUAAGAAAAAGGUUUUCUUUGAACCAGAACAAGCCAGCCAAGUGGAGCAAAUCCUGCAAGAAUAUGCCUCAGUGAUCCAACAGUCAGACUUAACGGAUAAACCGAAAGGUGCACUGUUGUUUGCAGUGAUUGGAGCAAAGUUAUCGGAGGGAAUCAAUUUUGCGGAUGAUCUUGCCCGAGCUGUCGUGGUUGUCGGGCUUCCUUUUGCAAACCUGGGCUCUGCUGAACUACGGGAGCGCAUGAAAUACGUCAAUCAGCUUGAGAAACAGCGAGGCUCGCAACGACCUGCAGGCCAAAAAGAUGCAGCUGGUGAACUCUACGAGAACAUGUGCAUGAACGCAGUCAAUCAGAGUAUUGGCCGAGCGAUCCGCCACCAGAAUGAUUGGGCAUCACUGAUCCUCCUCGACAAACGCUAUGGCUCGCCCUCCAUUCGGAAAAAGCUGCCCCAGUGGAUUGGCGGACGGCUUUUAGUUAGCGAUGGAUUUGGCAAGGCGAUCAGGGAGCUCGCAUUAUUUUACAAGAAUAAAAAGAUUUUAUGA
Mycena indigotica is the source of this 2595-nucleotide messenger RNA. Its product is annotated as Chl1 helicase. Gene Ontology annotation, cellular component: nucleus. The transcript has 16 exons. The record is from RefSeq and is a predicted model, not a curated record. Lineage: Eukaryota; Fungi; Basidiomycota; Agaricomycetes; Agaricales; Mycenaceae. Gene Ontology annotation, biological process: establishment of sister chromatid cohesion; nucleobase-containing compound metabolic process. The coding region runs from base 7 to 2595 and encodes 862 amino acids. Gene Ontology annotation, molecular function: ATP binding; DNA helicase activity; DNA binding.